Messenger RNA from Didymella exigua CBS 183.55, 297 nucleotides. Its product is annotated as Sm-like ribonucleo protein. Gene Ontology annotation, cellular component: U6 snRNP; U4/U6 x U5 tri-snRNP complex; precatalytic spliceosome. The transcript has 2 exons. Gene Ontology annotation, biological process: mRNA splicing, via spliceosome. The coding region runs from base 1 to 297 and encodes 98 amino acids. The record is from RefSeq and is a predicted model, not a curated record. NCBI's taxonomy places the organism in Eukaryota, Fungi, Ascomycota, Dothideomycetes, Pleosporales, Didymellaceae. Gene Ontology annotation, molecular function: RNA binding.
AUGGCACUAAACAGCUACCUCCACAAAAAAGUCUCAGUGCUCACGCUCGACGGACGCAGCAUGGUCGGCACGCUGUUCAGCUGCGAUGGCAGCAUGAACCUCGUGCUCACCGACGCAUUGGAGCGCAUCAUCCGGCCAGCGGACGAAGGGGUGGCGAGCGAGGAGGUGCCGCUGGGGCUGUAUAUCGUGCGGGGCGACAGUGUCGCGGUGUGUGGGAGGGUUGAUGAGGAUGUGGAUGGGAAGAUUGACUGGAGGAAGGUGCAUGGUGAGGUGCUGGGGAGUACGAGGCAUGUGUGA